Molecule: messenger RNA, 357 nt
Organism: Clunio marinus
Lineage: Eukaryota; Metazoa; Arthropoda; Insecta; Diptera; Chironomidae
Source: the annotation of a GenBank genome assembly
AUGGCUGUUCGAAGUUUUCAAGGGUUGAAGUUAAUCUUUAGUGUUAUUGGAAAAUCGCCGAGCAUAGCAUCAAAGAGGGAAGUAAUUGGACAUUGGAAUUCGAGAGUAUUUUAUGAAUACUUUGGUUGCGUCCUCUACGAUUCGAACGAAGAAAUUCUUCUUGAUUUAGGUCUUGACUGUCGAGUGAUCUUGUUAAUGAAUACGAAACUUCACCUCAUUAGCAAUAUUAUGGAAUAUUAUGAAAUUAAUUAUCUCUAUAAUGAUGAAGUGUGCAGAGAAUUUACAGAGAAACUUUGGGUAUUCACUAAUACAAGCUAUCAAUUUGCCCAAUUUGUUAAAAGCUCGAAUGAACAUUGA